Messenger RNA from Sander lucioperca (pikeperch), 2639 nucleotides. It is a transcript of the gene bean1, whose product is annotated as brain expressed, associated with NEDD4, 1. Lineage: Eukaryota; Metazoa; Chordata; Actinopteri; Perciformes; Percidae. The transcript is spliced from 5 exons. Bases 747 to 1511 code for a protein of 254 amino acids. The record is from RefSeq and is a predicted model, not a curated record.
GGCUGGCUGUCUCACCAUCGGAAUAUGCCUGUCCUGAAUGAUGCGCUUCUCUCCCCAAGCAUGACACACUUACUGGGCUAAGGAGCUGAGCCACGGGACGAGGCACGGGACAGAGACAGGACAGAGUCGGACGAACAUGAUGAUGAGGAUGCGGGGAACAAAAAGGCAGAUAAGAGCUAAUGGCGAUGCCUUUAUAUCGACAGAGAAAUGUUUAUAGAGAAAGAAGACAAAUAAAUAAAAGAUCUGCGGAUUGGAGGGUGGUGACAGUGAUGAUGAUGAGGAUGUUGUAGGCUAAGGACGGGACCGCUCGGAGGAGGAUGCUCGGACGAUCGGAGCGCUUCUCUGCUCAGUGUUGAUCAUCGUGCGAGUAAAUCUCGGGUAUCACCGAGAGUUUAACGAAGCGCUAUUCUAAGGAGGUGAGGCCAAGUCCCGAGAGAGAGAGAGAGAGAGAGAGAGAGAGAGAGAGAGAGAGAGAGAGAGAGAGAGAGAGGGAGGGAGAAAGAGAGAGAGAGAGAGAGAGAGAGAGAGAGAGAGAGAGAGAGAGAGAGAGAGGACUGGGGGAUCAUUGUGUUGCUGCUGUUGUCAGUGAUGUGAAGCGACAUUAAGGAGCUGAUGAAAGGACUUCUAGUUGUGCGUGGACACAUUUCUACAUCUUCUUUGCAGCAGCACUGUGUGGUAGAGACCAGUUGAAGUUGGCUUCCUGCCUGUUGAGAUGUGCCAAUAGGAAACACUGUGAACAGGGGUUCAUGCUGAUGAAAUUGAUCUGCUCAGCAGUGAGCUCCAACCAGAGCCAUGGGGAGUACCCAGACUGCCGGAGUGAGAGGGAGUCGGGAGGGGAGGCGUCUCUCCUGGUGUCUCCGCUGGUGGUGGCGGGGAUCGUUAUAGGUCUGGUCCUCUUCCUCUCCUGCAUCACCAUCAUCGUCGGCAGCCUGCGCAAAGACAGUCGACUCCGAAACCCACACCUCCGAGCUAGCUACGGUCUGGAUGGUUUUUCCUACGGAGGUUCAGUAGGAGAACUGAGAUCUACCUGCUUAGAAGACUUUCCUCCUGGUUUAGACUUUGAUUCAUACAGAGAGACUCUGUCACAGGUCAACAACCUGUACCCCGACUCACCGCCACGUUACGAUGAGUGUGUUGGCCCAGGUUCGACUCAGAUCUACCUACCUACAGAUGACCCGCCUCCUUACUCCCUAUUGGACCCCUUUCAGAGAGGGGCAGAGCAGGAGGAGCAGCCUAACUACAGCAGUCUGGAUCCUUCUCCAUACUACGGAGAGACCUCGGCCAGUGCUGCCCGGUUCUCCCCCUCCCACUACCCGCUGGGACUACAGGAGCAGGAGCAUCAACAUGUUGCAUCCAUCUCCUUCCCGCUGGAGGCGGCGCCGCCUUAUGAGUCAGUGUUGGCCGAGCAGGGACAGCCCCUCCCUCUCAUGCCAUGCGACCUUUAUAAACACCAAUCAGAGAGGGAGGAUGAUGGCAACUCCCGGCAGCCAGGGGCGAACCAGAUCUUGUAGGACAAUUAAUUUGUUUCUUUCACUUGCGCUCUUGGUUGUCCCCGGUUGAAUUAAACAAACACUUGUGAUGUGGGCCACAAAAUAGCUGUUAGGAGCAGCUGUGACACCAAACAAUGGACACUAAUGAGAUUUCCCACACAGUUGCAAACACCUACACCUGUAAUAAGGCUGAAAAUUAGCUUCUCAGUGGACUGAAAUUAAGCCGGGAUUCCAGUUUUUAACAAUGUAACUACAGUUUGUUUCUGGACGAAGUAAAAACUCACCAAUUGCGCUGUAUUGUAAAGUUUCUGGAAAGACAGCUUCUCUUACACAAAGGUUUGUCGUCCCACUGAUGCUCCCUUUGACAAAGACUCUUCUCCAUUAACACCAUUGUCUUGUUAAGUUUUUGCCAUAUUUUGACUGUUUUAUCUGUCUUUCUUCAACCAGGACUAAUUAUGAAGAGUUGUGUUUGGAGUUUAGGCCGCUACAAAAUGCUAACAAUAUCAAUGUGGUGUUUAGUAGAAUAGUUUAAGGUAUACACAAGCACACAGAGUACUCCCCCCUCUCAUCUUUUUUGGUAUGAUCCUCACCUUCCAGUCUAUUUAAAUGAUGUUUUGGACAAGAGUAUAAUUACUACUUAGUUGUGUACGACAUCCUCAACUACCAGAACACCACUGCUGAUCUGCAGUCUCUGUAGUGUGCAAACAUUUAGAGCAGUGUGCUGUUCUGUAGCUUCCAGUGUGGUGGUAGUAUCCUCGUGGUUAGAAGAACGACUUUGUGAUGAAAUGGUUGUGACCAUGAAAUCCAAUCUAAUUAGGAAACUAUACCUGGACAGGAAGAGUGCAUUAUCAACACUCAGUUGUGUCAUACUGUAUACACACCCAGCUUUCCAGUUAUAAGUCACCAUGAUGAUGUUGUGUACGUCAUUGUUAAAUAUUUGCAGCAUACAUCUGUCAUCACCAGAAUGAGAACCACUAUUGUACAAAUUGCCAUAACUCUUUCUGUCAAGGGCUCUGGUUUGAAUAUAUAUUCUGUAAGUGGACCCCAGCAGCAAAAUGUAGCCCAGAGCCCGCCUCCUGACGAGGUCAAGGUUGAUGUAUCAGAGAAGUUACACAUUAAACUGUAGACCAUAACACACUGUUUACUGGA